GCCCUUCCGUCACCUCGUUCUUCUAGCGAAGCAAAAGCAGCCGAAUCGUCUCGUCUCGCCUCUUCAGUUCUCUUCUCUUCUCCCCUCCCCGCAGCCCGGUUUCCCGACCAGGUUCCAGAGAAGCCAACCCAACCCCCCGUCCGGUUCGCGCGAUGGCGGAGGAGCAGCCCAACCCCCAGCCGCAGCAAGCGGAGGAGAGCGAGGUUGUUGUGGAGCAGCAGCCGAGGAGGGCCCCGAAGCUGAGGUACCUGGACUUCGUCCAGGUGGCGGCGGCGCAGGCCGUGGUGUGCCUCGCGGGGCUCUACGGCCUCGCCAAGGACCACGCCGGCCCGCUCCGCCCCGGCGUCGACGCCGUCGAGUCCACCGUCAAGGGCGUCGCCGGCCCCGUCUACGCUCGCUUCGGCGGCCUGCCCCUCGACGUCCUCGCCUUCGUCGACCGCAAGGUGGACGACACGGUGCACGAGGUGGACAAGCACCUCCCGGGCGCGCUGAAGGCGGCGUCGGCGCGUGCCUACGCGGUGGCGCGGGGCGUGCCUGAGGUGGCGCGCGAGCUGGUGGCGGAGGCGCAGCAGUCGGGCGUGAAGGGCGCGGCGCGCGCGGCGCUCGCCAGGGCGGAGCCCGUGGCGAGGGACGUGUACGGCCGCGUGGAGCCCGUGGCGAGGGACCUGUACGUGCGGUACGAGCCCGCGGCGGAGCACCUGGCCGUCUCCGCCUGGCGCUCUCUCAACGGCCUGCCGGUGUUCCCGCACGUCGCGCAGAUCGUCGUGCCCACCGCCGCGCACUGGGCCGAGAAGUACAACAGGGCGGUCGUCGCCGCGGCCGAGCGGGGCUACGCCGGAGCCAAGUACCUCCCCGCCAUCCCCACUGAGCGCAUCGCCAAGGUGUUCUCGUCGCCGGAUGCCGAGCCGCUGGCCGCCGAGUCCCAGUAGUGUUUGUCAGUUUGUGUGUGCGCUCGUCGUGACGGCAGGCAGGGCAGUGCGUCGUUUACCCUGAUGAUGAUGAUGAUGAUGAUGAGUGGUGAACUCUGGAUUGCCCUCGAACUGCAGAACUGAAUAAGAAAGGGGAAAUCCGGGGGCUAAAGAUGGUGGUACUGGUAUUGUGGUGGUGUUGUACUAGAUGCGUGAUGGGGAGCGAUUUGUCAUGGACCGUGAUCAUCAUGAUGAUGAUGAUGCUAUGUUCCACUAGCGCUCUGCUUUGCGCUCUCCUCCUUGCUUUUUUUUUAUAAAAGAAAGUCGUUCGAUGUCGCGAUCCCUGUUUAA
Molecule: messenger RNA, 1259 nt
Organism: Sorghum bicolor (sorghum)
Lineage: Eukaryota; Viridiplantae; Streptophyta; Magnoliopsida; Poales; Poaceae
Product: stress-related protein
Exons: 3
Coding region: 153-929 (258 amino acids)
Source: RefSeq, a predicted model, not a curated record